GCUGCGCAGGCAUCGGGCUGCUGGCUGGGGCACCGCCACCUGGCUGCCUGCGCUUUACCCCCUGCUGAGGGCUGCGGGAGCUGGUCGCGGCGCCAGACACGGCUCAGGAAAGUGGGUGAGCGACCCCCGGCUCCCGCGGGCGCCGCGCGGCCCCGCCCCCGCAGCUAGCGGCCCUGCGGCAGCCGGGGGCUCGAGCUCCGCCCUCCGCCUCCCGCCGGCCUCACUCCCUCCUCCCUCCUCCCUUGCUCGCUCGCUGGCUCCCUCCCCCCGGGCCGGCUCGGCGUUGACUCCGCCGCACGCUGCAGCCGCGGCUGGAAGAUGGCGGGGAACGACUGCGGCGCGCUGCUGGACGAAGAGCUCUCCUCCUUCUUCCUCAACUAUCUCGCUGACACGCAGGGUGGAGGGUCCGGGGAGGAGCAACUCUAUGCUGACUUUCCAGAACUCGACCUCUCCCAGCUGGAUGCCAGCGACUUUGACUCGGCCACCUGCUUUGGGGAGCUGCAGUGGUGCCCAGAGAACUCAGAGACUGAACCCAACCAGUACAGCCCCGAUGACUCCGAGCUCUUCCAGAUUGACAGUGAGAAUGAGGCCCUCCUGGCAGAGCUCACCAAGACCCUGGAUGACAUCCCUGAAGAUGACGUGGGUCUGGCUGCCUUCCCAGCCCUGGAUGGUGGAGACGCUCUAUCAUGCACCUCAGCUUCGCCUGCCCCCUCAUCUGCACCCCCCAGCCCUGCCCCGGAGAAGCCCUCGGCCCCAGCCCCUGAGGUGGACGAGCUCUCACUGCUGCAGAAGCUCCUCCUGGCCACAUCCUACCCAACAUCAAGCUCUGACACCCAGAAGGAAGGGACCGCCUGGCGCCAGGCAGGCCUCAGAUCUAAAAGUCAACGGCCUUGUGUUAAGGCGGACAGCACCCAAGACAAGAAGCCUCCCGUGACGCAGUCUCAGAGCCGAAGUUGUACAGAACUACAUAAGCACCUCACCUCGGCACAGUGCUGCCUGCAGGAUCGGGGUCUGCAGCCACCAUGCCUCCAGAGUCCCCGGCUCCCUGCCAAGGAGGACAAGGAGCCGGGUGAGGACUGCCCGAGCCCCCAGCCAGCUCCAGCCUCUCCCCGGGACUCCCUAGCUCUGGGCAGGGCAGACCCCGGUGCCCCGGUUUCCCAGGAAGACAUGCAGGCGAUGGUGCAACUCAUACGCUACAUGCACACCUACUGCCUCCCCCAGAGGAAGCUGCCCCCACAGACCCCUGAGCCACUCCCCAAGGCCUGCAGCAACCCCUCCCAGCAGGUCAGAUCCCGGCCCUGGUCCCGGCACCACUCCAAAGCCUCCUGGGCUGAGUUCUCCAUUCUGAGGGAACUUCUGGCUCAAGACGUGCUCUGUGAUGUCAGCAAACCCUACCGUCUGGCCACGCCUGUUUAUGCCUCCCUCACACCUCGGUCAAGGCCCAGGCCCCCCAAAGACAGUCAGGCCUCCCCUGGUCGCCCAUCCUCGGUGGAGGAGGUAAGGAUCGCAGCUUCACCCAAGAGCACCGGGCCCAGACCAAGCCUGCGCCCACUGCGGCUGGAGGUGAAAAGGGAGGUCCGCCGGCCUGCCAGACUGCAGCAGCAGGAGGAGGAAGACGAGGAAGAAGAGGAGGAGGAAGAGGAAGAAGAAAAAGAGGAGGAGGAGGAGUGGGGCAGGAAAAGGCCAGGCCGAGGCCUGCCAUGGACGAAGCUGGGGAGGAAGCUGGAGAGCUCUGUGUGCCCCGUGCGGCGUUCUCGGAGACUGAACCCUGAGCUGGGCCCCUGGCUGACAUUUGCAGAUGAGCCGCUGGUCCCCUCGGAGCCCCAAGGUGCUCUGCCCUCACUGUGCCUGGCUCCCAAGGCCUACGACGUAGAGCGGGAGCUGGGCAGCCCCACGGACGAGGACAGUGGCCAAGACCAGCAGCUCCUACGGGGACCCCAGAUCCCUGCCCUGGAGAGCCCCUGUGAGAGUGGGUGUGGGGACAUGGAUGAGGACCCCAGCUGCCCGCAGCUCCCUCCCAGAGACUCUGCCAGGUGCCUCAUGCUGGCCUUGUCACAAAGCGACCCAACUUUUGGCAAGAAGAGCUUUGAGCAGACCUUGACAGUGGAGCUCUGUGGCACAGCAGGACUCACCCCACCCACCACACCACCGUACAAGCCCACAGAGGAGGAUCCCUUCAAACCGGACAUCAAGCAUAGUCUAGGCAAAGAAAUAGCUCUCAGCCUCCCCUCCCCUGAGGGCCUCUCACUCAAGGCCACCCCAGGGGCUGCCCACAAGCUGCCAAAGAAGCACCCGGAGCGGAGUGAGCUCCUGUCCCACCUGCGACAUGCCACAGCCCAGCCAGCCUCCCAGGCUGGCCAGAAGCGUCCCUUCUCCUGUUCCUUUGGAGACCAUGACUACUGCCAGGUGCUCCGACCAGAAGGCGUCCUGCAAAGGAAGGUGCUGAGGUCCUGGGAGCCGUCUGGGGUUCACCUUGAGGACUGGCCCCAGCAGGAUGCCCCUCGGGCUGAGGCACAGGCCCCUGGCAGGGAGGAAGACAGAAGCUGUGAUGCUGGCGCCCCACCCAAGGACAGCACGCUGCUGAGAGACCAUGAGAUCCGUGCCAGCCUCACCAAACACUUUGGGCUGCUGGAGACCGCCCUGGAGGAGGAAGACCUGGCCUCCUGCAAGAGCCCUGAGUAUGACACUGUCUUUGAAGACAGCAGCAGCAGCAGCGGCGAGAGCAGCUUCCUCCCAGAGGAGGAAGAGGAAGAAGGGGAGGAGGAGGAGGAGGACAAUGAAGAAGAGGACUCAGGGGUCAGCCCCACUUGCUCCGACCACUGUCCCUACCAGAGCCCACCAAGCAAGGCCAACCGGCAGCUCUGUUCCCGCAGCCGCUCAAGCUCUGGCUCUUCACCCUGCCACUCCUGGUCACCAGCCACUCGAAGGAACUUCAGAUGUGAGAGCAGAGGGCCGUGUUCAGACAGAACGCCAAGCAUCCGGCACGCCAGGAAGCGGCGGGAAAAGGCCAUUGGUGAAGGCCGCGUGGUGUACAUUCAAAAUCUCUCCAGCGACAUGAGCUCCCGAGAGCUGAAGAGGCGCUUUGAAGUGUUUGGUGAGAUUGAGGAGUGCGAGGUGCUGACGAGAAAUAGGAGAGGCGAGAAGUACGGCUUCAUCACCUACCGGUGUUCUGAGCACGCGGCCCUCUCUUUGACAAAGGGCGCUGCCCUGAGGAAGCGCAACGAGCCCUCCUUCCAGCUGAGCUACGGAGGGCUCCGGCACUUCUGCUGGCCCAGAUACACUGACUACGAUUCCAAUUCAGAAGAGGCCCUUCCUGCGUCAGGGAAAAGCAAGUAUGAAGCCAUGGAUUUUGACAGCUUACUGAAAGAGGCCCAGCAGAGCCUGCAUUGAUAACAGCCUUAACCCUCGAGGAAUACCUCAAUACCUCAGACAAGGCCCUUCCAAUAUGUUUACGUUUUCAAAGAAAUCAAGUAUAUGAGGAGAGCGAGCGAGCGUGAGAGAACACCCGUGAGAGAGACUUGAAACUGCUGUCCUUUUAAAAAAAAAAAAUCAAUGUUUACAUUGAACAAAGCUGCUUCUGUCUGUGAGUUUCCAUGGUGUUGACGUUCCACUGCCACAUUAGUGUCCUCGCUUCCAACGGGUUGUCCUGGGUGCACCUUGAAGUGCCGGGUCCGUCACCCAUCGCCCCUUCCUUCCCAACUGACUUCCUCUCGUAGACUUGCAGCUGUGUUCACCAUAACAUUUCUUGUCUGUAGUGUGUGAUGAUGAAAUUGUUACUUGUGAAUAGAAUCAGGACUAUAAACUUCAUUUUUAAUUGAAAAAAAAAGUAUAUCCUUAAAAUAAUGUAUUUAUGGCUCAGAUGUACUGUGCCUGGGAUUAUUGUAUUGCUUCCUUGAUUUUUUAACUAUGCACUGUCAUGAGGUGUUUGCCACUGAGCUGCCCUGCUCCCCUUGCCAGAUUGCCCUGGAGGUGCUGGGUGGCCGCUAGGCUGGUCUGCAGGAAAGCGCGGCCUGCCGUUUCCAGGCCGUAUCUGCCAAGCCCUGCCUUGUCUCUUACUGAGCAAGUUUGGCUCAAAUUAUAGGAGCCCCCAUCUUGUGCCCAGCUCACGCUCCAAGUGUGUGUCUAUCCAUUUGUACUCAGACCCUUGAGUACCUUGUAAGGAAGGCGGGGCAAGCUGCAUCAUUCCUGUUUUCCAGGGGAGGCUGGCAGCUCCUCAAGAGGCGAAAUGACUGUGGGAGGUCCGGUUACCAGUGAGGAGGCAGAGCGGUGACCCAGACCAGGCCUUCUGGUUCUUGGUCCCGUGCUUCCGUAGUAGCUGGGGUAAAGACACCGUUUCAGGGACUGGUAGAGGUGAGUUCGGCUAAAUUGGGCACCGGGCUAGAAGCCUAAGGGCUCAUUUUAGGGGUUACAUUAGGUGUUGAUUCACCAGCAUCAGGUGAAUUCAAGCCCUGGCAUGUGUCUUGGGUGCACCAUCAGCUUUGAUCCUGAGUGGUCCUGCGGUUUGUCUGUGCCUGUGGACACACUGUCAGAACUUCAGUGACGCCCCUGGCAGCGGUACAGACAGGUGGUCUGGGAGCAGUCAUCUUUUUUGGGCCAGCCACCAGCCCAUCCUACUCCCUCAGGUAGUCCUUCGUCUUUACCUUGUCCUUGUCUGUAAAGUUGUUUUGGUGGCUGGGGCAGGGGAGCCAGGAGGAGGGAGUGAAGGUUGGGAAUAGAUAGGACAAUCUCCUGGCUCUCCUCCAAUUGAGAAAACACUCCAAUUGGGCUUUGCUUUAAACUUUGUGUUCUUAAGUGAUGUCAAAGCCAUUUCCAGCUUAAUGUUCUGUGGGUACCUUGGGGGCCAUUCAUGCAGAGAGCAUGGCCAGGCAGGGUAUGAGUACAUUGUUUCUGAUUUCUUUCAUACAUCAGGGUUCCUUGGGAAAUUUUUGUAUUUUUUUUUAAGUCCUGCUGCUUUAAAAAUUUGAAAGUGGCUCAUUAAACUAAACAGGCUAAUGUAAUUUGUUGCUUAUGCCAAGCCUAGACUGUUGAGAAUUGACUUUUUUAAAGAUUAUCAAAUACCUCAGUAGGUAAAAUGAGCCCAUGAUCUUCCACUGAGUGGUGAGCAUACUCCCAGCCCAUGGACAAGGCCGGAAGAGACAGGCUUUAGUAGGGGUAGGGAAUUUGAACUGUUGUGUGUCACAGCAGUUGACCUCUCUGGACUCCAAUUUCCUUUCCUGUGAAAUGAACUGAUUAGACAUGUUUCAACAUUGUUAGCUUCUGCUGAGGCAGUGUCUAGCCCAAGAUGGCAAAUACAUAGCUCAUGUGCCACUACUCCCACCUCCUUGACCAAUACAGACAUAACUAAUCAAUCACACCACUCAGGUUCCUUGAGCCUGGAUGUGCUAUAAGAAUCCUGAAAUCAGUGCUCUGGUAAGUCAUUACUAAUUGAUUAGAGUUCAAUCUAUUUGACAUCUUGGGCUAAUCUUUGGAAGGUUUCCAACAAUCACACAAAACCAUAUGCUGGCUGGGUUUCAUGCUGGCCUAUCCCUGUCUGUGAUGUUCCGUUCCAUGAGAGAAAACUCCCCUAAUGCUAUUCCAUGGCGUAAUACUCCCAAUACUAUUUUGACGCACACGUCCCCUUGCAGAGGGUGCAGGGGGCAGUAGACGAAUGACAGACAGGAACAUAUUUGGGGAAGGCAGGGCUUAAGAAGAUGGACCAAAAAGGGACUUCCCACAGCACAGACCUGAUCAUUCGGAUUUCCUCUUUAGCUAUUCACUGCCUAGCACAUAGUAGGCACACAAUAAAUGAUUAUGGAAUGGGAUAAAAUUUAGAUCUUUCUGCUGCCUCCACUAAGUUAAGUCCUGAUUUACAUCAAGGAGAGAACUGAGAUAGGAAAGAACACUAGAUUCCAAGUCUGGAGAGUUGGGGGAGUCCAGAUUCUACCAAGAAUUUCCUUUGUAACUUUGGUAAGUCCCUUUUACUCCCUGGCACCCUGGUGUGCUGAAAGGAGUUGGUCCAUAUAUGAUCUCUUAGCCCCUCUUAUUUGCUUCUUCCUUGAUUGCUCUUGGUCAAAGGGUCAGCCUUGGGCUGGUGAUACUUUAGAGUAAAGAAAUGGAGAGUUUUAGCAAAGGACCAGUCUGUCCCUCCCUGCUUUGGGGUCAGCUAAAGCUGUCCUUUCAUGUCAGAUUAACCUAGGACACUUGUAGUUAGCUUAGACGUUGGCCCUUGAGCAGAGACCUGAGCGUGGCAUUGGGACAUGACAUACCUAAAGUCAGGGCUAGGGGAUGCUGCCUGCCAAGGGCAUCGAGUAGUCUCUACUUGCUAUCCCGUACAUAAAAUGCUACAAGUUCUAAAAUUUACCGACCCUGCAGACAACCUCUAUCCGAAGGACUCAUUCGGUGCUGUGUAUUAUUUAGGGCAACUCCAAGGUCUAUUCAGAAAAACGAGUGAACCUUGGUCUCUUUCCCACCAAACUGAGGAGUAACCCAGAGGGAGCAGCUGCCAUUGGCAACCAUCUCGUUGUAGCUCUGUCCUAGUGUUUGCUCUUGAUGAUGUUUACAUGUGAUCGCCAUAAAGCUUGCUGUAGACUGUGUCGAUAGCCGCCCGCACAGGGCAGGUCGUACUGUCCGUUUCUGUGCCGUGCUGGUGUUUUCCAAAAAUGUCUGAUCCAACCACUAAGUGGAAUUCUUCCAUCUCCUUCCUCAGUCUGUACAAGGCUGAAUCAGAAUCCCCAUUCUCGGGGCCUCUGGUUACCGAAGGAAAAUGCAUCAAAGAGUUAAAGAAUAUGAGUGGAUGGAGUGCAGCUAAGGCCCCCACCCCUUCUCCGUCACAACUUGCCCCCUCAACCAAAAAGCUGCUUUGAGUCAAAAAGCACCCAUAAGAUACCUGCAUCUGCCUUGAAAUCUUGCAGCAUGGAGUGUCAUAGGUACUCAGGAGAGAGGCAGGGCUUUGCAGGCAGGAGAAGGAAGGGAGGAAUGCUCUGAGCUGCAAAGACCCAGUACUCAAGUUCUGACGCGGGAGGAGAUGCAGUGAGACAUCUUUUGUGGCCUAAAGCCUGUUCCUGUUGGUUUUUUUAGAGUGAUUUCUCCUAGACAUGUGCAGUAGGCCCACUGGGGCUGCUGUGCAGUGGUGAGUAGAAGGGCAGGGAAGGCAUGGACAGCCUGGUCCUUCUGCAUGGACAGCUCAGUCCAUGGCCCAUCCCAGGUGUAGAGUUCAGUUAAUCCCAUUUGAGCCUGCAGCUUGAGAGAUGGCUCAUCCUAACUGUGAAGCAAAAUCAGCCCCAGAGGAUGUAUUGAUCUGACUCACUGAUGUCAAAAUUGCAGUAUUUUUUUAGCAUUUGAGAUUUAGCAGCUGCCUUCAGUUUGGGGUUACCCACAUCCCAGCAUCAGAUAUGAUUAAGGAAAGAAAUUGGAUGUACAACAGCAAAGAAAGUGAAUGUAAUGGUUUCACUGGCCAAAGAAGAGGGACCCUGUCAUCCCUUACCAAUGGGGAAGAAGAAAACUAGUGCAUGUGCAAUAUGUCAAAGUUAGUCCCCUAGUCCCCGAGGUGUUUUUACACACAGAUGGGCUCCAGGUCUGCUCAAGUUUGGAGGUACCGGGUAAAUGGAGGGGAGCUUCAGAGUUGGAAACCCACAUGCAUGGAUGUGUCCUUGGCCCAGAACCGCCAUGGGAUGGGGGAGGCCCUGAGCCGGCUACAAGACACCCAGGAAGUAGGCAAAGGCUGACUUGGCAUUAAACAAUAAAAGCACUUUGAGAAAACCCCAACACUUCAGCCUGGGUCCGUGUUUCUACACUGGAAAAUAUGAGUCUCCUUUGGCUGUGUGAAGUGCUCUUCUAGAGACUGGGACAGGGAGUUCGGGAAUGGGGCUGCUGUCAGGUAGGAGAGAGCAGAGAUGCCUUUGGAGAUGUCAGCAGCAGGAGAGCCAGUGCUGGGGCCAACCCUUUGCUGGCCUUUUGUUGGAAGCCCUUGAAACAGGGAGCCAUGGGUUUAGAUCUUGGUACCUACCUUUACAGAAAGAUGAAAACAGCCCAGCUGAGUGAAAUGAGUUUGUAGAGUAAGUCACUUAACUAUAAGCCAUCUCAGAAUCAGAAACCCCAAUGUUUCUUACUUGCUGUGUGACCUUGGGCCCCUGUUUCCUCAUCUACCAAAUGAGAAUGUUGAAUAUGAGCAUUAAAGUCCCUUUCACCUCUGAGAGGCUCAGAUCCCCAACCAGGAGCAUUGGGAAUCCAUCACUCCUCCUUGAAACUGAUUCCAUUCUCUGACUCGACCCAGCUCCUGUUCAGGGUGAGGGUUCUCUGCAAGAACCAACCAGCAGUAGGUUCAAUCCCACUGUGUCCUGGCUGAGUUGCCUUAUCCAAGAAGACCAGCUCCCCGGGACAGAUCUAAGCCAUAGUUUCUAGUGGGGACAGUAAGGAAUUAAACCCCCAACUUGGCUAGGUAACGAUGUCAAAUCUCACAUUAACCUUAUCUUUGUCCCCACUGGAUAGCUGUUAAUCCGAAUGUUGUGACCAUUUGGCUGUUUCUCUCUUGUUCUCAGACAAUACUAGCAAUACACUUUUUUUUUUUUUUUUAAAGAAAAAUAGCUUAGGCACUUUUCACACAUUUCUUUCAAAUGAUUGUAAAACAUAUGGGGCAACAGGAGGCAUUGAUCACGCUGCAUAUGUUUAGGGCAGCUUUUGUUUUUUGUUUCUUUAAUGGUAUAGCAGCAGUGACUGAGCCUUCGUGAUUCCUGGGGACAGCUUUUCAGAUACUCUGUUUCAUCAGUAUGCUUUGCACAUCCGGAAGGAGUACAAAAAUCCAACUGCCCGAAUUUGGGGCUUGGAAAAUAGGUUUUAUAGGUGAUCGGUCCCUGGGCUGUGCAACAACUCCUCAAAGAGGGGUUUAUAUAACUAGAACCCCCCUGGGCUGUAUUUUUGGUCAAAGGAGUCUCCAAGGCGGCUUACAAAAGCUUCCUUUUUCACUUGACCACCCUUGCUCAUUGGUUACUUGUGAAGGGAAUUGGUCAGUUUCCACCUCAGCACUUUGCCUUAUCAACAUGUGGUCGCCAUCUAGUGGCCAAAGGUUGUCUCCACCAGCUACCCAGAUGGAAGGCAAAUAAAUCCUUUCGGCCACCCUGCUGUCCAUCGUGAACUUUAGGAAUGAAAUAUAAUGGCAUGAACGAACUGCCUUUGUGUUCAGAGAUCAGUGCAACACUAGGGUCAGAAGACUCCAGAAGCAGCCACUUAGUAGACUCUCACGCAGAACUGAGAAAUGCACUAGCUGUCCUGUGGGCAGAAGAGACAGGAGUGGACCAGGAGAGGUCCAGGUGCCCGGGAAGGGUUUACUGUAACUGCAAUACUGGCAGCCCAGCUGCCGACCUUGUUAAGUAAACCUUUGCUGGGUGGUCCGAAUUAUGCCCUCAAGGCAAGAUAAGAAGGUGGGUGUAAGGAUUUUGUGGGGGGCCUGGCCAUGAUCUUUGAUAUGAUCCCCGAAUAGCCAAAUAGUUUUUUUUGUUCAAUUUUUUGUUUCUGUAUUUUGUAUUUUUAAAAUCUUGUCAAAUGUUUUUGUGUUAGGAAUAAAAAGUCAUAAACUAUUCCCAACUUUGUUUCUUGAGGGAUGUUCUCAUUCCAAUGGAAACAGGUGGGAAAUCUCAAGGGGAGCGUGGACAAGGUGGUAUGUGCAGCAGGGGAAUAGACUGCUUGGAUUUCCAAAUGGUUUCUGGGGAAGAUGACCAUCCAGAAGUCCAGCUUAGUGCAGUCUGCUCUGGAAUUCACACCCACCCCCUCGCCUCCUUGUGCCAUGUUGUUAGCAUUGGCUUGGAGCAUCUGCUUCUUCCAGAGGCAGCUGCUAAUGUUGAAACCAACACGAGCCCUCUCCCCAACCCCAGGUUUCUAAAGAAGGUGUCUGUAGCCAGCCUUAAUCAACUGGGCAAGGUGGUCCCUAUGGUCCUUUCCAGCAUUUCCAAAUCUUGGACUCAAAUUAUUUUCUCUUGGUGUGACCACACAGCCUAGAGAAUUCUGAGCAAUAGGAGCCAGGGCUUUCCCUGACUCUGCGACAGGGUCAAACCAAGGAAUGGCUAAACCUGUGAGGUUUUGUCAUCCCCGGGGGUACUACUGUAGGGGGCAUUAUUUAUUAGGAAGCUUAACAAGGUAACUACAGCCUGAGUGCGUGAGUGUAAGGCUGUGUUUGUGGUGGGUGUGUGUGUGUGUAUCUGUGCACACAUACACACGUCUGUGCCUGUGUGUGUGUGUUUGUGUGUGUGUGUGUGUGUGUGGAAUUACAUUGAUGCAUUUAUUGAGAAAGGUGCAAGAAUUUCACCUACACAGAGGGACACAUCUGCUUUGUUAUUUAUAAUAGAAAGCUAAAUUUUAAUUUUUUAAAGGACACUGCUAAUGAUUGAGAAUCAAGUUUUUAGUUUUGCUAUUUUUUUUAAUUGGUAGAGGAUUUUUAUAUAUUUUUUCCAUUUUGUUGGGUUGUGUCCUUAUUUAUAUAAAUACUUUAUCCGUAAGAGGCAAGGAGGAAACCUUCUUUGCUUUUAAUUACUGUGGUUGUCAUCGUCCCUAUUUUAUUUCUGGUGUGAUUUCUCUGUCUUACCUUCUAAAUGAGAAAAUGUUUUCUUGUAUUUGUACAUUGUCAGAUUCUAUAGUUUCCUAGAUAAUUUAACCAAAUUGCUCUAUGUAUUAUUAUUCUGUGAGUAUAAAGUUCUAUUUUAAUGUCUGUAAAUACUUCAGAACUGGCUUCUUUUCUCAAACUCCCACUGUGGGGUUAUUGUUUACAUCACAGAAACUGUAGAAUCUCUAUGCUCAUGUACUGUAAAUAGUGAAGUGAUCUGCUUAUAAAUAAACUUAACAAAUACACUAUGGAGAUUAAAAACAAAAUACCACCCACA
This is a messenger RNA of Pan troglodytes (chimpanzee), 10847 nucleotides long. RefSeq names its product PPARG coactivator 1 beta (gene PPARGC1B). Gene Ontology annotation, biological process: positive regulation of transcription by RNA polymerase II. Lineage: Eukaryota; Metazoa; Chordata; Mammalia; Primates; Hominidae. The transcript is spliced from 12 exons. Bases 319 to 3390 code for a protein of 1023 amino acids. Gene Ontology annotation, cellular component: nucleus. The record is from RefSeq and is a predicted model, not a curated record. Gene Ontology annotation, molecular function: transcription factor binding; RNA binding.